AUGGAAGCUUCCUCCUUGGUCCUGGCCCAUGAUCAUGCUCGCGCUGCAGCUGUUGCGACGCAUAGUUCCGAUACAACUGUUGCAAUAAAUGAACAUGCCUUGGCUGCCGGAGAAUUUGCAAAAGCUGCAUCAGGAACUGGAAGCGCAGAAGCUUUGAGGACUUUAAGGCUUCUAGAACAGCAUCACCAGCGGCUCUCAGAACUUCUUCGAUACCCCACCGAACAUCCUGUUACUCCGAAUGCCAACGAAACCGAGAUUAAAACAGUCAUUGAAAAGCCAGUAUCGCCAUCUGCGGCUGUAACAGAGUUACGCGCUUCGAAAUCAGACCUUGGUCCUCACGCAUCCACUGCUCGAAAUGCCACAAGCUCGCACACCCCUAGGCGCCUUCCUCCGCGCGAACUUUCUUCUUCUUCAAUCGCCAGCAAUCUAGCUUCUGCAAGAGGUAUACGUUCAGGUCACAAUCGACAGUCUCUCUCACCAAGUGUAUCAUCUCUACAAGCUCCAAGUAAUAUUGAGGGACGCCGAGAAGCUAGUAAACGACCGAAAGUUCCCUCCAUUCCAGAGUAUACUACAUCUAGGCCCAGUUGGGUUCCUCCUCAACCUACACAGAACAAAGCGGACCCUCAAACUUCUACAUCACGAACAUCUGCAGUUGCCGAGCCCAAACCAUCUCUCGCAAUUGCCCAGGAUGAGGGGUUCUCUAAGUUCUACAGUGCAUUCAAUAGUGUUGUCUAUAAGUUAUCAGCUCCAUUAGCUUUUGCUGGCUUACCUCUAUUCUCGGAAACCGAUUCGUCUCAAGCGUCACCAGAGAUACCAUCCACAACCGCUCGCAAAAGUAAACCCCGAAGCAGAGAAAGAAUACCCACUGAAGAGCCUGAUCUCACAAAGUACAUAUCUAAGCCAGCUCUUCGUGCAAUGGCUCGUGAUGGUCACCCAGGCAAUGAUUCUUUUUACGUCGUCCCUACUACUGGUCACACUGUAUCAUAUGCACAUAUUCUCUCCUUUGAGAAAAAAGAACAACGUCGUUUAGCAGCUUCCAUGCACAGCGCAGAUCCCGAUCUAUUCCCUGAUCCAAAUGACGAGGAUGAUUUUGUCGAUGCCCGUGAAACACCAAUGCCUAAUUCCCCGAGCAACUCGAAACGAAAUCGUCGUCUUGCUGGUAGAGAAACAGAUACACGCAUCGAGGAACUAGAUCUUGAAAACAAGAGUCUCAAGCAAUGUAUUGACAAACUUAGCAAUCGACUACAUGCAUUCGAAAUGGCCGCGCAGAAUAGUAGUAUGGCUCUACAGGAAAGUAUACGUCUAAUGCGCCCGGAAGAUAGAAGUCCAGGUGGAGGACCAAAUGAUGAAAUGAUCAGAAGGAGAUUAAUUGAACUCGAAGAACAAAUGAGGAUAAGAAAUAAAGAAAACGAGAGGCUAUUCCGCGAAAAUGAGAAGUUGAGAGAGACAGUCGCCAAGUAUAGGAAUAGGUGGGAUAUAUUGAAAGCGGGAGCGAAGACCAGAAGGGAUAAUAAAGAAUCGAGUCUAAAAGGGCCGGAAUCGAGAGACGGGAGUGUGAAAGAUGGGAAUAGUGUAAAUGGCGCGAGUGGGAAGGAUAUGAAGGAGGGCAGGGAGAAGGAAGUAGGCAGUGGAAGGUUCAUGGCGGGAUAA
Sclerotinia sclerotiorum 1980 UF-70 is the source of this 1650-nucleotide messenger RNA. RefSeq lists its product as hypothetical. The coding region runs from base 1 to 1650 and encodes 549 amino acids. NCBI's taxonomy places the organism in Eukaryota, Fungi, Ascomycota, Leotiomycetes, Helotiales, Sclerotiniaceae. The transcript is spliced from 2 exons. The record is from RefSeq and is a predicted model, not a curated record.